This is a messenger RNA of Triticum dicoccoides, 1575 nucleotides long. RefSeq names its product DIBOA-glucoside dioxygenase BX6-like. The transcript has a single exon. The record is from RefSeq and is a predicted model, not a curated record. Lineage: Eukaryota; Viridiplantae; Streptophyta; Magnoliopsida; Poales; Poaceae. The coding region runs from base 287 to 1357 and encodes 356 amino acids.
AUUAUUGCACCGGUGAGGAGUCGUGCGGUUGUUUUCAGAAUCCAAAGACGAUGGUGACAUCCAUGCUACUAGCUAGCUAGUGUCCCAUAGGUAAAAUGCAUGCCGGGUACGCAAGCAAUUGAUGCACGCAUGCUCACGCAUCAACCAUCGAUACAGACAAACAUGCACACCUUGGAUGACACCGAUCGAUCACUGACUCAUCGCCGGCCUAUGCUUUACAUACGUGUGUGUGAGCAGAGCACACGACUGUGAGAGCUAGCUAGCUAGCUGGCUUCAUCGAGCGACAAUGGCCUCCGACCGCCUCAGCGCCCUCCGGGCCUUCGACGACACCAAGGCCGGCGUCAAGGGCCUCGUGGACGCCGGCGCCAUCGCCAUCCCGGCCAUUUUCCACCACCCACCCGACGCCUUCGCCCCGUCCACUGUCGCCACCGACGUCGCCGUUCCAAUCGUCGACCUCUCCUGCGAGCGCUCGGCCGUGGUCGGCGCGGUGAGGGCCGCGGCGGAGACGGUGGGCUUCUUCCUGCUGGCGAACCACGGCGUGCCGGAGGCGGCCAUGUCGGGGAUGCUGGCGGCGGUGCGGCGCUUCAACGAGGAGCCGGCGGAGGCCAAGGCGCCGUACUACACGCGGGACGCGGCCAGGCGCGUGCGCUACAGCUGCAACGCGGACCUCUUCCAGACGCUGGUGGGCAAGUGGCGCGACACCGUGUACAUGGACGACGCGGACCGGCCGGCAUCCGGCGAGGAGACGGAGGAGCUCCUCCUCCCGCCGGCGUUGAGGGGCGUCGCGCCGGAGUACACGGGGCAGAUGCGGCGGCUGGGGCGCGCCCUCUUCGAGCUGCUGUCGGAGGCCCUGGGGCUGCCUCGUCCUGCCUACCUGGAGGAGGAGGCCGGCUGCAUGGCGGCGCUCAGCGUGGCCGGCCACUACUACCCGGCGUGCCCGGAGCCGCACCUCACGAUGGGCACCGUCAAGCACUCCGACCCCAGCUUCCUCACCGUGCUGCUCCAGGACGCCGUCGGCGGCCUCCAGGUGCUCGUGGACGACCUCCUCAAGGACGGCAGCGAGCCCGCCGCGUGGGUGGACGUGCCGGCGAUGGGGGAGGCGUCGCUGGUGGUGAACGUCGGCGACUUCCUGCAGCUGGUGUCCAACGACAGGUUCAAGAGCCCGGUGCACCGCGUGGUGUCCAAGAGCGUGGGGCCCCGGGUGUCGGUGGCGUGCUUCUUCAGGGCGAACGGCCCGACGGUGUGCGCCCCGGUGGUCGUCGACGGGAGCGGACCGCCGCGGUACAGGAGCAUCAAGGCGGAGGAGAUGCUCUGCAUGUCCAAGACACAGACACGGCUCAACAACGUGAGGCUCUAGCUAGCUAGCAUCCGUUCUGUUUAAUAAAAAAAAAAAACUAGCUAGCAUCCGUGCGUUCACAAGGAUAGUCUGGCACAUCUCUAUGUUGUGGGAUGCAAACAUCAUCAAUGUUGCAAUAUAGCAAUUCUGUAUGCUGUCAGCAUUUGCCAUGACAAAAAUAUCAUGCCAAAGAUUAUUUUCGAGUACUCAAGAAAAUCAAAAAAUUGUCAUGAAUUUAU